Messenger RNA from Cannabis sativa, 1733 nucleotides. Its product is annotated as E3 ubiquitin-protein ligase RFI2-like. The record is from RefSeq and is a predicted model, not a curated record. The coding region runs from base 246 to 1520 and encodes 424 amino acids. Lineage: Eukaryota; Viridiplantae; Streptophyta; Magnoliopsida; Rosales; Cannabaceae. Gene Ontology annotation, molecular function: ubiquitin-protein transferase activity. The transcript has 6 exons.
AACUGGUUUGUAACCGUUAAAAACAUAUUAAGUGUAAUAAGUUGAAGAAAAAGAAUUGGAUUAUUAUCUAAUUAUAAACCAAAAAAAAAAAGGAAAGGAAAAUAUUCCAAGACAGUCCACGUAAGUUCUGAUCCGUGUAAACUGACGGGUCGGAGAGAGAAAGAGACGAGAAAGACAUAGAUUUCUUCUUCUGGGUGAGUUGUUUUUGAGUAUUGGGUGUUUGUUUGGAGGAAAAGGAGAGGGUCAUGGUGAGCUCUGAAGAGAGUACUGCUCAUAAUCAUCAUCAUCGUGAUGAUCAAAUGGACGGUGGAGAUGGUGGUUUGGAGGAACAGCCGCAGCAACAGCAGCAGCAGCAGCCAUCUUCUGGGGAUAUUUCAUGUUCGAUUUGUCUUGAUUUAGUUUCGGAUAAUGGUGGCAGAUCAACGGCUAAGCUGCAUUGUGGUCAUGAAUUUCAUCUGGAUUGCAUUGGUUCGGCUUUUAAUAUGAAAGGGGCGAUGCAAUGUCCAAAUUGCCGGAAAGUUGAGAAUGGUCAAUGGUUGUAUGCAAAUGGAUCUACUCGCUCAUUUCCUGAGAUUAGCAUAGAUGACUGGAUACCUGAUGAGGAUGCCUAUGAUAUGGGCUAUGCUGAUAUGCCAUUUAGACUUCACUGGUGUCCAUUCGGUGAAGCAGCACAAAUACAUUCAUCUUUUGAGGAAGUGGAAUCUCCACCAACUGCUUAUCACGACCCUCGUGAGCACCAUGCGAUGUUUGCAGAACAGAUUGCUCCGUCAUCCCUGCCUCAUUCUUACUUUGCGUACUUCAGACCAGUUCCGCCUGCAUCAUCCAGAUCGAUGAAUGGCAUUGAGGAUCCUAACUUAAAUAACCCAUGGAAUGUGGUAAGAGGACAGAAUGAGAUAUUAAAUCCCCAUAUCUUUCCGGCCCUUAGUAUCCAAUAUCAAAGCUGGGGUCGUCAUUCCUCUCCUUUCUCCCCAUCCAGCAGCCAUGUCAACAAUCCAGCUUCAAAUCCAUCUGCUACAAUUAGGUCUACUAACAUUGAAUCAAAUUCUACAGUGAGAUCUAGAGCACGCCUGUUUCGGCUAGUUCAAGGGUCUGAUCCUAGAGUGGAAAGCUCAUUUGUACCUCAUUCAACGGACACCACUGCUCAACCUCAUGAGAGAGUUCAGGCCUUCCACCAUCAUCUACACCACAGCGUUUCGCUCACCAUGCCAUCACCCGUGACUCCUAGUUUCCGAAGAUUCGAUGGUCAUGGUGGUAGCUUGCCAGCUAUGGUGCCAACAGCUCUACCUCACGAUCAUAGUGCUGGUUUUUUCAUCUUUCCUCCUCAAAGCUCAUCUGACAGGAAUGCUCGUGAAGAACAUUCUUUGGCAAGCCAUGUUCCUGGGUGGGGAAGGGAACAUUUACCGCAUUUCCCCAAUGUAUAUUCCGAGCGGGAAACAAGUUGGGGUUCUCCUCAUCGUGUCACCGGUAGCCCUGAUUCUGGAAACAGGUCCAGUGGCAUAUGGCACAGGACAUGGUGUUAGUGAAUCUGGUUCCAACAAUCAUUGUAAAAGACUAAUGCAAACUCAUUCUGCUUGCAAGAAACUCAUAAAUGAGUUAUCCGAAUUAUAUGUGAAUGGAACCAAAGGCUAUAUAUAAACUGAUGUUAAUUGGCAGGACUAAUUUUAUGUAAAUAAGUAACGGUGCUUGGAGUUGAUUUAAUGUCGAGAAGUACUAAUGCCUGUUGUUUAGUCUCA